CUGCUUCUGCUUGUUGAUUUUCUUGUUGUUUGUUUUCGUUUUAAGUCAUCUUCUUGUUAUUAUCUUGAACUCAAAUCACCUUAACAGAAUCAAUACAUCUCACGUGCUGUGUUAAAACUCCAGUGAUUUACUUUGAUAUUUCUCCCUUUAUCUUUCCAGACUCUGAUCAUCUUAAAUCAUGGAAGUAGUUUCAGAUGAAGACAAUGCAAGCGAAAAUCACAAGAUUACUCUGAUGGAUUUGCCAGAGACUGUUUUGCUGCACAUCUUGAGCUAUUUUGACCACAGCUUCUUACGAUUUGUAGCACCCAAAGUGAGCAUUGCCUUCAGGCACUUGUCACGCUCGCAAUCACUUUGGUCACAAGCUACCCUAACAUUCACAAGCCAGGACACCUGGGAGGAAAGCAUCAGUGAAAAAUUUAUCAAGCAACUCAAAGUGACGCCAUAUCUUAGACAUUUAAAUGUGUCAUAUGUGGAUGACAUGCCUGAGGUGGAAUCGGCUUUAGUAGCUACUCGAUGCAGAAUUCAAAGACUGUCUCUGCAUGUAGAGCAAUACAAUCCUCAAUGGAUAUUAAUGCUUAAAAGACAUCCAGAAAUCAAAGAACUUGAACUAACUGACAAUGCAGUGGAUAACGAAUCUUCCGCAGGUUUGGCUUUAGUUGUUGGCACUAUGGUUCCCCGACUUGUUUACUUACACCUUAGCCAGUCACGUCUCUUACGGAUGCCAGUAACAGGACUUCUCCUGUCAUCAGCCUCUCACCAAGGUGAAAUUCCCAUCAAUAAGUGCUCUGAGUGGGCCCCGUCCGACCAAGCCAGCCACCGCCCGGCAGGGAGCGAGCCCCCCGUGAGCGACGUGGAGGCUAUGGACGUGGACGACGGCCUGGACCUCGAGGAGGAGGGUGAGAAGGCCCUGCGCCAGUCCCAGCGCGGGCUGCAGCGCCUGACGUACCUGCCGUUCGAUUCGGUGUUGCUCGGUGCGAACGAGGAGUGGGAGGAGGCGGACGUCGUGUACUCGGCCGGGGCCGCUGCGUCCCUGGCCGCCCUCAUCCUGGGGAACUGCAACUCACUGCUGGACGUGCAGGUCGACUUGCCGCGCCAGGAGGUGUACCAGGCGCUGGCCAAGUGCACCCGCCUCAAGAAACUGUCGGUGAAGUGCGACGUCCGCGCCGAGGGCGUGCGCGCCAUGCUGGAGGCCAUGGCUCAGACGGGCAUGCGCACCCUGGUGUCGCUGCGCCUGGUCGCGCCGACCACGCUGGAGGCCAAGGACCUUUCGGACCUGGUGCAGACCCUGGGCCGGCUCGAGGCCCGCCUGGACGCCCUGGAGCUGGUGGGCGCCGCCUCGUGCAGCGCGGCCACGCCGCUCACGUUCCCGGGCUUCUCGCCGUUCUCCGGGCUGCUGCUGGACUCGCCGGGGCGCAGCGAGCCGCCCUGCCUGCGCGUGCUCCGCCUGGACGACAUGGCGCCCGUGGGGCGGCUGGAGGUGGCGCAGCUGGCGCACCUGGUGCGCACCUCGGAGGCGCGGCCCGUCGCGCCCCGCCUCUCGCUGCGGCGCCUCGAGCUGGCGGACUGCGUGUGCAGCCAGGACCGCCUGUUCCAGGACUGCCGGGACCGCGCCGAGGAGGUGCUCAAGCGGGCGGUGCCCGACCUCGAGAUGGUCGUGUCCAACCGCUGGCUCGGCUACGACGACCGUUUCGACGUCGGCUUCAUGCCCCUCAACACCUGCGACUGCGAGAGGCGCGCCCCGCGGCCGCCGCCGCCGCCCGACCAGCGCAGGGGGAAGGCGCGCCAGGCCAGGGGGAAGACCGGCGGGCGCUAGCGGCAGUGCGCCAGUGACCUCUCCUCAUGGGGACAGCCAAUCAAUGACUUAUAAUGAAAUUUAGGUUUAAACUAAAGUUAACAUACAUAAAUUAUAUGUAAUCCAAAUUGGAUUCCUAGGACCUAGAAAUUAAGUAGCAAUUCUUUUAUAUACGGUAUUUACUUAUGUUCAGUUUUCUCUCUGUGGUCUAAGAAAUUUUUUUGUUUAUCAUUUUCUACCCGAAAGGAUUAUUUUUGGGUUUUCUAUAAUUUUUCAUUGAAUUGAACCAAAUCUACGAGAUACGUCAAAGUAUCUUCGUAUUGGUACCCAAAAUCUGAGGUAGCUUUUGAGCUGUGUCACAAAGUGUCCAGAUUGUCCUUUUUUCAGUUUUUAUUGUUUUUGUUAUAAAAACUGAUUCACUCAAUGGAUUUAUGGCAACAAAGCAACAUCUUCAUGUACUGUAAACUGGGGUAACUUUAGCCCAUGGGGGUAACUUUGCCCAGGGCCUGAAGUUGUGUUUAAAAUCCUACUACGGUGCUGCAGUUUUCACUGUAGCUAGCGGUGAAUUCACUGCAGAGUAUUUUAGGCCCUGGGCAAAGUUACCUCGGUGGGCCAAAUUUACCCCAGUUUAUGGUAUUCCAUAAGAAAACUAAGACACUGAUCUCUGUUGCACUUUCAAGUGGCAUUCUGUACAAUAUAUGCACAACCACAUCCUCCAGUACUCAAAAUCAAACCACUCAUCUUGAAUCUUAACAUUAUCCUCCUUCAAAACCUGUUGAGGAAUAGAUCCAUGUGGGAUACAUCAGGGUUCAUGGUGAUGGUGUCUAAAGGGGUUGAUUCAUUUUUGGCUGUGAUUUAGAAGAGUUACGAUAGUUCUGUAUGUGUUUAUCAAUGUUUCUUUGUAAUGUUCUCAUAGUAUCCCUAACAUUACUACUAUUAUCAAACAAGUACAAAUUUGGAUGUUGAUGUCAUUCUUCUGUAUUGUUUACUGUGUUGUUAUUCCUGUUAUUAUAUGUUUAAAAAUAAUUUGUCACUUUUACUAUGUAAACAUAUUCCAAAUGACUUUUGAUACCAUGUUAAUUAAGUGUGCAUUAAUCAAUAGUUAGUUUUGUCCAUAGUAUAACACAUUGUCUUGAUUAUUUUUGAUUAUUUGACUGUUUUACUUCUUUAUAGAUAUAUGUAGGAAACAAUAUGUUCCCAGAACUUCUAAGGGAAUGCUAAAUUCAGUCCUUUUUCUCAUCAAUCAUUUAAUGAGGACAUACAUUGUGUAAAUCAUGUGUCAUGUUCGUGGGUGGCCAGCCCCCUUUGGAGCAAAUCGGUAUACUAUCCAACAUGCAGGCCUGUCAGAGGCGUCGCCUGAGGACACGGAGCCGAAAGCGUGCAAACCCGAUAGGCUGCAUACAUUCGCUCCCAAGGAGCCUGGCCGCUCAACACCAUAAGCUCUUCCUAACUUUUCUCUCGAGGAAGGGCGACUCCUGUUAUACUCCCUUAUUGACAUUAAAACACAUUCUCUCCUCAAUAGACAAAUAAAUCUGUUGGUAGUAUAAAAAUGA
Frankliniella occidentalis (western flower thrips) is the source of this 3345-nucleotide messenger RNA. RefSeq lists its product as uncharacterized. Lineage: Eukaryota; Metazoa; Arthropoda; Insecta; Thysanoptera; Thripidae. The transcript has 7 exons. Gene Ontology annotation, molecular function: protein binding. Bases 179 to 1813 code for a protein of 544 amino acids. The record is from RefSeq and is a predicted model, not a curated record.